This is a messenger RNA of Heterocephalus glaber (naked mole-rat), 241 nucleotides long. NCBI's taxonomy places the organism in Eukaryota, Metazoa, Chordata, Mammalia, Rodentia, Bathyergidae. The record is from RefSeq and is a predicted model, not a curated record.
CUCCCCGCCCCGGCCCCAUACGCCUAAGUUCUCGCGAGAGGUAUAGUUCCACCCUUUUGGCUCUCUGAGCAGCACCAUGGCGGUGGGCAAGAACAAGCGCCUUACGAAAGGCGGCAAAAAGGGAGCCAAGAAGAAAGUGGUUGACCCAUUUUCUAAAAAAGACUGGUAUGACGUGAAGGCACCGGCUAUGUUCAACAUAAGAAAUAUUGGAAAAACACUAGUCACCAGAACUCAAGGAACC